Candoia aspera is the source of this 2623-nucleotide messenger RNA. It is a transcript of the gene CIRSR, whose product is annotated as corepressor interacting with RBPJ, CIR1. Lineage: Eukaryota; Metazoa; Chordata; Lepidosauria; Squamata; Candoiidae. Gene Ontology annotation, molecular function: transcription corepressor activity. Gene Ontology annotation, cellular component: nucleus. Bases 161 to 1477 code for a protein of 438 amino acids. The record is from RefSeq and is a predicted model, not a curated record. Gene Ontology annotation, biological process: negative regulation of DNA-templated transcription. The transcript has 10 exons.
CCCCGGGUCAAAGCCGGAGGUGGCUCGGGCGAAGUAAACAGAAGCGGCGCUCAGGAAAGCAAGCAGGCGCCGUUUGCCUCCCGCGCCGCAGCGUAAGAAGGGCCGCAGCUGCGCUUUCUCUUUCUCCCGCCUCGCGGCUGGCGGCCGCCGCCUCGCCAUUAUGGGGAAGUCGUUCGCUAACUUCAUGUGCAAGAAGGACUUUCACCCUGCCUCCAAGUCCAAUAUUAAAAAGGUAUGGAUGGCAGAACAGAAAAUAUCUUAUGACAAAAAGAAACAAGAAGAAUUAAUGCAGCAAUAUCUUAAAGAACAAGAAUCUUAUGAUAACAGAUUGCUUAUGGGAGAUGAACGUGUCAAGAAUGGUCUAAAUUUUAUGUAUGAGGCGCCACCUGGAGCAAAGAAAGAAACCAAAGAGCAGGAGGGAGAAACCGAAUACAAAUUUGAAUGGCAGAAGGUAGCUCCGCGUGAAAAAUAUGCUAAGGAUGACAUGAACAUUAGAGACCAGCCAUUUGGCAUCCAGGUGAGGAAUGUGAGAUGCAUUAAAUGUCACAAGUGGGGCCACGUAAACACAGACCGAGAAUGUCCUUUAUUUGGUCUUUCUGGAAUUAAUGCAAGCUCAGUUUCCAGCGAUGGCUCAGGGCCAUCAAUGCACCCCUCAGAGCUAAUAGCGGAGAUGAGAAACAGUGGGUUUGCACUGAAACAAAAUGUACUGGGGAGAAACUUGACCGCAGAUGAUCCAUCCCAGGAAUACGUUGCAAGCGAGGGAGAAGAUGACCCAGAAGUAGAAUUUCUGAAAUCCUUGACAACUAAGCAAAAACAAAAACUUUUGAGAAAGCUAGAUCGCCUGGAGAAGAAGAAGAAGAAGAAGAGGAAAGACAGAAAGAAGAAAAAGCAGCAGAAGCGAAAAAGUAAAAGUAAACACAGAAAACACAGGAGCAGAUCCUCUUCCACAUCCUCCAGCGAAUCUUUGGCAAGCAGCAGUGAUAGUGAGACCAGCAGCCAAGAUAAAGUCCCUUGCAGAAAAAUGGAUUCUCAGAAAAAAAGAAGAACCGAGUUUUCAGAGACUGGCAUCAGUGAUUUGGAUGAGAAGGGGAAGAAAAAACUUUAUAAAGAUCCCUCCAGCAGCCAUGAUAACAAGGACAAACCUAGAGAGAAGGAAGAUCGUUCUUGGGAGAACAGCAAACGGGGCUCCUGUGAGAGCAGAAGAAAGCCCGCAAGCAGGAAGGAAAACUCAGAGGGGAGAAGAGAAUUGGAAAGAUACCGGCACGCAAGCAGGAGCCACAGCAAGCGGGAGAGGAGCCGGCCAGGCUCUGACUUGAGGCAGCGGGCUGACAGCCCCAGUGAGGAAUGCAGCAAGAGGAAGGAAGCAAAAAGCCACAACUCAGAGGUAAGCAGAGAGCAAAGGAGGCGUAAAGAGAGCCACCCCGAUGAAUACAGUAAGAGGGAGCACCGGGAAAGAAGCAGAGAGAGGCAAAAAUAGAGAAUGCGGGCGACGGGCGCAUUUUUUUCUUUCUCUUUUACAACACCUCUUGGGAAGGGCUCCUGUCACGCUCUUCUGCGUCUCGUGAGUUCUCAGAAAUAUGUCGGCCCCAUGCUUCAAACGUUCUUGUGCAUAUGUUGCACCUAUCUUGUAAACAAGUAACAAGGCAAUAAACACAAGCUAGGGAUUUUCUUGAUACGCCCCUCUUCUCUUGGGAUGAUUUGAUUGUGGGGGUGGAGGGAGGCUAUUUGAUCCACCUGACUUUCCUUCGUGAUAGAUAUCAGUGUGCAAGAGAAGGGCUUAGUACUGGAGUUUCAGCAAUACAUGUGUCUGUCAUUGGCUAAUAAAUUUAGAAAAGUCUUGCAAGAAACAAAAGAAGCUCUUCCAGGCACAAUGCUUGCAUUUAAUGUAGCUUGGGAUAAAAUCCCUGUUACAGGCCAUAAAAACUGGAUUAUUUUGAUCUGAAUUUUUCUUUUCGUUUCUGAGGACAGUUUCACAGCACAGCACCAUAGUUCAGCAUAAUCCAAUAUGUUUUGACCUUGUGAAAGUAUAACUUCAUCACAACUAUCUAAGCAUUUGAACCCCUAUGGGUAUAUAUAUGAUCACAGUGUCAAGUUAUUUUUCAGUCAUUUUACAGCACUUGAGAAAAAAAAAAAUUGUGUUAAGAGUUUCUAAGUACAGUGUGCUAUAGGAGUAUAAUGUCCAUUCCAGCCCUAUCUUGUUAAACUGCAGUUUAUUAUUGUUAAGGCUUGGAGGAUACAGGUAGUCCUCAUUUAACAACUGCCUCGUUUAGUGACUUUGCAGUUACAGCGAUGAUGAAAAAGUAACUUUACAACCAGUCCUUGCAUUUACAGCCUUCACAGGUCUGUAAAGCGAAGGAAAGAUCAUAAGAACAAUCACGGUUUCCCUUAGUGACAGCUUCACUUAACAACCAAGUUGCCAGUCCCAAUUGUGGUCACUAAAUGAGGACUACCUUUAUUUUCUGGUAUCCUAGUAUCUAGUAUAGUGUGCUGUAGAAAUACAAUGUCAGUUCCAGUCCUGCCAAAUUUGGAGUUUAAUGCUCUUAGGGUUUGGAGGAUAUUUUUAAAAUUAGCUAUUAUUAAGGUAUAAACAUAGCAAAUAAACUAUUCAUUUGGGGAAAAAUUA